This is a messenger RNA of Moneuplotes crassus, 1552 nucleotides long. NCBI's taxonomy places the organism in Eukaryota, Ciliophora, Spirotrichea, Euplotida, Euplotidae. The record is from the annotation of a GenBank genome assembly.
AUGAAUUUAAAAGAUAGGAAAGGGUUUAACGUUGGUCCAAUAAACACAAGUCUUCCUAAAAUAGCAUCAAAUAAAAAUCACACAACAAAGAUACAGACACUCAAAAGGUCAAAGAAAAGAUUAGAUGAAUUUGAUAAAGAGUCAGAUACCAGCGAGAAGGCAAGUGACCCUGUAAACUUGCUCAACAGCGUUAUGAGUUUGACUGAAAACGACAGAUUCUUGGUCUACGAUAUUCAAAAAUAGACUCAAUGACCAAAAGAAGGAUAAUAGUCGGCUUUCAGAAGUUCAUUUCAACUUCAAAUACCUGUCUAAACUUUGUACUGAGGCCAGGAAGGAGAACCAGAUACUGAGUGGGAUCAACAAGAAGCUCAAAGAAGAUAAUCAUAACCUAAAAAUAGACGUUGACACUCUCCAAUCCAGGGUAAAAAUACUUGGAGAAGCUUCAGUGCAGCUUGAAAACGAGAGAAAGCUGAACCAAGAAAAUAUAGAGAAAAACCAGUUCUACAAGCUUCAAAUUGAGACACUUCAGAAGCAGUAUGAUAAAAUGAAUGAUUACAUGGACAUUGAGACUCAAGUACAGAUUCAAAAGACUGAAAAUGAUAACAUUCGUAAGGAAAUUGAAAAGUUGAAGGACGAAAUUGAUACUAAAAUUAGUGAAAAUAAACGUUUGGAAGAAGUCAUCGAUACCAAAAAUUAGAGCCUAUGAUAUCCUGUUCAAAGAAAACAAAGCUAUUAGUUCCAAACUAAACAGGCUUGAGGCUGAUAGAGAUCGGCUUAAUAAUGACCUGAAGGUGAACCAAGAUAACCUAGACUUUAUAUCCACAAAUAAGGACAGAAUUUCUGACGAGAUCCAAUCUCUUAGAAAAGAAAUAGAGAAGCUUAAAGCCAGGCUGAAGGCAUCAACAGUUAAGGAGGUUUACCUCAACUCUAAAAUCCAAGAAUUACUUAGUGAAAAACAAAAUGAUGAUAUUACUAUUAGAGAGCUAAAAGAAAAGCUAAAUAACGGCAGUAGUUCUUUAAAUCGAGAGAUUUUACUCCUUAAACUGCAACUUGAUAAGACCCUAACUGAAAAGGAAACUAUGAGCAAUGAUUAUACUGAUCUGAAAACCCGCUUCGAUGCUUUUAGAGCACAAGAAGAUGAUAGUGCAAUAGACCAACUACAAUCAGAGAUCAAUAAUCUUGUAGAGAAGCUUGAUCAAGCUAGAGAUGAUUUGAAAGAAGCGAAGAAAAAUUAUGAAAAAGAAAUUAGAUCACAAAGAAUCCAGUACGAGAGAGAAAAGAAGUUUCUUCAAGAAGAGAUCCAGGAUAAUAAGUAUGAAAUUGACUCACUUAAACGACAACAGAGAAGAUUUACUGGUCAUAGUGAAGCGAGCGAUUACAAUGAUAUCGAUAACAACAUUCUGAGUUUAAAGAAGAAGAUUGAUGACGCAAUAGACACGAUUAGAUAAGCAGCCAAUUCUCAAAAAUGCAUCAGAACAGUUAACAGAGAGGUGUUUAUUUAAUGAAAAUAGCAUGAUUUCCUUCACAAAUAUAAAGGAAAUAGAGCGCUUUU